CGCCUCACAUUCCCCUCUACCGGAUCUGGGUGUCCAUUCUCCACGACAUGUCAAACAAAAAAGUAAAGGAACCAGCUCAAGAAGCGUACUACGGCCCAAAGGGUGUACACCAAGACGAACUGGUGUUUGGAAUUGCCCGCAUCUAUGCUUCCUUCAAUGACACGUUCGUGCACAUCACCGAUUUGUCCGGAAAAGAAACCAUAUGUCGUGUGACAGGGGGUAUGAAAGUCAAGGCGGACCGAGAAGAAUCCAGUCCUUAUUCAGCCAUGUUGGCGGCACAAGACUGCGCCGCUAGGUGCAAGCAGGUGGGAGUCACCGCCAUCCAUGUCAAACUGCGUGCCACGGGCGGUACAAAAACAAAAACGCCCGGCCCAGGCGCACAACCCGCACUCAGAGCACUCGCCCGUGCCGGAUUAAAAAUCGGACGUAUCGAAGAUGUCACGCCUAUUCCAACCGAUGCAACUAGAAGAAAGGGUGGUCGCCGCGGUCGCCGACUUUAA
Molecule: messenger RNA, 500 nt
Organism: Schistocerca gregaria
Lineage: Eukaryota; Metazoa; Arthropoda; Insecta; Orthoptera; Acrididae
Exons: 2
Coding region: 48-500 (150 amino acids)
Biological process (GO): maturation of SSU-rRNA from tricistronic rRNA transcript (SSU-rRNA, 5.8S rRNA, LSU-rRNA); translation; ribosomal small subunit assembly
Cellular component (GO): ribosome; cytosolic small ribosomal subunit
Molecular function (GO): small ribosomal subunit rRNA binding; mRNA 5'-UTR binding; structural constituent of ribosome
Source: RefSeq, a predicted model, not a curated record